AUGGAAGAUCCGUUUGUCCCGACCUCUUCCAUCGCUGCUCUGCUCGAUUUGAUGUCUUCGCUGGCGAGAGGAAGCGUGGAGGUUAUGCCUACGACGCUGGCGACGGUAGCACUACCCAGUGGGAAUGGUGGCCGUGUCUCACCGACCUCUCUGCGCACAGCGGCAAUUACGCCUGUAAAUGCAGGGCUGGCAGCGCCGCCUAUCGCACUGCCCUCCACCAGCAUGAUGACCACAGAGCUGUCCAGCUUGGAUGACCUACUCGCGGCGGCCAGCAUCACCGCAGCUCCAUCGUCGCUCUCCAAUCAUCCCGCAUCCAGCAUCACGGACGCAGUCUCCUUCAUUCAGAUCACCAUCCCAAGCGAAGCGGCAGCAGCAAUCUUCGGCCUCCCCACACCGCCAACGACGUCUCCGCCAACAAAUCUACCUGGUAUGGAUGCGACUUCUGUUCUCCCGGCAGAAGCAGCGAUGACGACUACUCCGCCCCUGGCCGAUGGGUUGCAAAGCCUGGGCGAGGAGAUGGUCUCGAAUAUGGUGAAUGCGUUGGUGCAGUUGAUCAGUUUACUCGCUUCUCGGACGGCGGAGCCAGCGACAAUUCCGAUGCCGACCUCUACGGCGUCUGAGAUUGAGCCAGAGGUCCUUCCAUCUAUAGCAUCGACUUCAGUCAUUUUGGUGGCAAUACCGGCAUCACCAUCAAGCUCGUCAGCUUCGUCCGAGACGCAAGACUUCACCAACCGGCGACGAAAGCCAGCGCCACAGCUUCCCGGUUUUGGCUUUCUCGGAGGACUGCUGCCAGGAGCACGUUCGAAGUCCGCGGGGGUGUCAACAUCCUCCGUCUCGCUCGACGCAACUAUACCAUCUACGCCUGUGGAGACUACAGGUCAGACUUCAUCACCUCUUCCUGGCCGACCAGUAGUAGCCGACCCGAGCAUCGCUGCGCCCGCUGUACCUCAGGUAAUCCCAUCUCCCGCCGCCCAGAUCGUCGGCAUGGCUCCCAUCGUCGGCAAUGCCGCACUGUAUGGCAGUCCUGGCACGAUGGUCAUGGGCGUGAUUGCUUCCAUCCCUAUCCCCUCCGAUCUACCCACCAUCAUCCAAGGCGUCAAAGACGCAGCCGUCUCCAACCUCGCCACUUCCGUCACCAAUAUCCCGCUGCUCGGCCAGACGAGCCAGGUCCUCGCUAUCCUCCAAUUGUUGGGAGUCAUGAAUUUAGGCCAGUUCGGCAGUGUUGCAACCUUGACGAAUCUUCCUGCUGUGCAGUCCGCUGCCCUGCUGAUUAAUGAGCCCGAUCUUGUCACUCUGAUCUACAUACUGAGGAGCAAAAGUAUCAUACAGAGUACGGCGGCGGAUGGACUGUUGGACAAUGUCGUUGGAUUUGUUCAGAUGGUGGAGUACCUGCUGCCGCUGGUGUCGAACAUCAAAACGGUAGUUGCGGUCUUGAUUUCGCAGCAGUUAGGUGUUGCUGGGUUGGACGACAUCAUCAAUGGAGUUUGA
Molecule: messenger RNA, 1488 nt
Organism: Saxophila tyrrhenica
Lineage: Eukaryota; Fungi; Ascomycota; Dothideomycetes; Mycosphaerellales; Extremaceae
Exons: 2
Coding region: 1-1488 (495 amino acids)
Source: RefSeq, a predicted model, not a curated record